AUGAAUGCCAUCAUGGUUUCACCCGCGCGCGCCGAUCCGCCCUUCCCCGUGGAGCGCCUCCCCGACGACGUUCUCGCGCUCGUCUUCCGCUCGCUCGCGCGAACCUCCUUCCGCCACGCGCUCGUUUCUAAGCGCUGGUACCGCCUCGCCACGUCUGCGCUCUCCCACUUGACCAUUCGGCAUCGGAAUCUAUCGAUGCAAGAAAUACAAGAUUCUGACCACUUCCGCAACGCGCAGCUUGCCUGGCUCCCGCUCCCGCGCCUUCUUUCCGCGCUGCGACGCUUUCCCACCCUCACGCACGUGUCGCUGGGCGAGUUCUCGAUCGUAUCCGCCGACGGCGACGCGCUCUUCCAAUGCCUGGCCGCCACGUGUCCGUUCCUGAGCCAUUUAACAGUGGAGCAUCAGAUUCGCAUGGCGGUUACGGUGAACGGCCUCGCGUCACUCUUCCGUGGAUGCCGCAAGCUCAGGGAACUCCGCCUGCUCACCACCGACGGCCUCCCGCAUCUCCCGCCGUCCCUCUCGCUCCUCACAGAUCUCCAAACCCUCCACGUGUGCGCUCAUCCUCUCUAUGGCGAUGACUCGCUUCAGGAGCUCGUUUCGCCGCCCGAGAGCAUCGGCGCGCUGCAGCAGCUGCGGGAGCUGCGGAUCCGCGCGGGAUCGAGUUUCCAGGGUCUGGGGGAGUGCGUGGGUCGCCUCACUAACCUUCGGAAGCUGAGCAUCGGUACUACUCAUCUCUCAAGAACCGUCACGAAGCUUCCCGACGCGAUAGGCGAUUUGGAUCGGCUGGAAAGCCUGGAAGUCGAGCUGGACGGGCUCGAGUGCCUUCCGGAAUCCCUCCAACUGCUGACCGGGCUGAAAACCCUCUCUCUCCAAUCCAACCGUCUGCAGCGCAUACCCGAACAUGUUAUAGCGGGGCUGACUCAGCUGCAGUCUCUCUCCCUCCACGCCUGCGAUUCCCUCGGGAUUCUCCCAGAGAGCAUCUGCUUCCUCCCCCUCUCCUCCCUCUCCGUCUCCUCCUGCCCCUCCCUCACCUCACUCCCACACCACAUCGACGCCUUGUCCCAACUGCAAACCUUAAAGCUCCUCUCCCUUGAUAAUUUCCGGGUUCCGCCCCAAAGCGUGGGUAAUUUCCCCCAGUUAAAAACGCUCGAGCUGGACCUGCCCGCGCUGGAGCAUCUGCCUGAGAGAUUCGUACCUAUCUGUGCUGUUGUUUCUGCAGCAAAUAGCAUGGAACAACACCCGGGCUUAUUUUCCCUCACCGAAUUAAAGGUUUCAGACUGCCCGCUUAUCGCCUCCCUCCCAAAAAACUUCUCCUUCCCUGCCCUGCACACGCUCACCCUGCAUUCUCUGGGCAAUCGGGAAGAUCUCCUGGACUUAACCAGCAGGCAGCUGCCCCAACUGCAGCGGCUGGAGUUGGAGGGGGUGGGUGGUGAGGCUGACCCAUGGCUGCUUGACUGCCUUCCCGGUGUGCGGUCGGGGAGAACGUGGCUUCUGCUGCAUGUCAGAGCUCUGUUUGUGCUUCUGCACGUGGUGGAUUCAUUGCUGCAGCUGGCUGUGCUGCUGAUGAGGGCGGGUUGUUCAGGGCUGCAGGGUGCUUGCAGUUGCGUCCAAGCGAUGGCGUUUGUCCCUUUCUCUAGCCGCUUGAAUGCCAUGGUUUCACCCGCGCGCGCCGACCCGCCCUUCCCCGUGGAGCGCCUCCCCGACGACGUUCUCGCGCUCGUCCUCCGCGCGCUCGCGCAGACCUCCUUCCGCCACGCGCUCGUUUCCAAGCGCUGGCUCCGCCUCGCCACGUCCGCGCUCUCCCACUUGACCAUUCAGCAUCGCGGACCUAAACCAGAUUAUUUAACCUUUAUUGAGAUGCAAACUUCUGAGCACUUCCGCAACGCGCAGCUCGCGUGGCUCCCGCUCCCGCGCCUUCUUUCCGCGAUGCGCCGCUUCCCCAACCUCACGCACGUGUCGCUGAGCGUUUUUUCCAUCGUAUCCGCCGACGGCGACGCGCUCUUCCAAUGUCUGGCCGCCACGUGUCCGCUCCUGAGCCAUCUAACGGUGGAGCAUCAGUUUCGCAUGGCGGUUACAGUAGACGGGCUCGCGUUGCUCUUCCAUGGAUGCCGCAAACUCAGGGAAUUUCGGCUGCUCACCACCUUCUGCCUUCCGCAUCUCCCGCCGUCCCUCUCGCUCCUCACGGACCUCCAAACCCUCCACGUGUGCGCUCAUCCUCUCUAUGGCGAUGACUCGUUACAGGAGCUCGUUUCGCCGCCCGAGAGCAUCGGCGCGCUGCAGCAGCUGCGGGAACUGCGGAUCCGCGCGGGAACGAGUUUCCAGGGCUUCUCCAGAACCGUCACGAAGCUUCCCAACGCGAUUGGCGAUUUGGCUCGGCUGGAAACCCUAGAAAUCGAACUGGACGGGCUCGAGUGCAUUCCGGAGUCAUUCCAACUGCUGACCGGGUUGAAAACCCUUUUUCUCCAAUCAGAGAAUCUAGAAUGCCUGCCCGAAAAUGUUAUGGCGGGGCUGACUCAACUGCAACAUCUCUCCCUUCACGCCUGCAAUGCCCUUGAGAUUCUCCCAGAGAGCAUCUGCUUCCUCCCUCUCUCCUCCCUCUCCAUCUCCUCCUGCUCCUCCCUCACCUCACUCCCACACCACAUCGGCGCCUUGUCCCAUCUGCAAACCCUAAAGCUCCUCUACCUGGAUAAUAUCCGGGCUCUGCCCGAAAGCAUGGGUAAUUUACCCCGGUUGAAAACGCUCGAGGUGAACCUGCCCGCGCUGAAGCAUAUGCCCGAGGGAUUGUGUGAAAGCAGCCUGCAAGCGUGCCUGGGAAAGCUGAGCCUGUGCAACUGCGAGCAGCUAAGGGAGCUCCCCCACUCACUGUACAAGCUGACUCGUUUACAAUCACUCCAUAUCGAGUCAUGCUCCCAUGUAAAGUCUCUGAAACCGCUGACCCCUCCAACUCCCCUUGAAUUGUAUGAAAAGGUGGGAAGUUCAAGUGAGACGGAAUCGUACAGUCUGGCAGAAAAGGCAAUCACUGCCGCACUAUGCACUGCUGCUGUCUUUGCUGCCAUGCUGCUCAUCUCCCUGCCGCUGCUCACCGUGCAAGAGCUCAUAGCACCGCUCUCCACCGCAAAUGGCAUCAGACCUCCUGUGCUGCUUGUCCCUGCUGCCGUGCUCGCUUUCGCUGGCGCUAGAAGCGGCAGUGCCAUCACCUUCGUUGCAUCGCUGCUUCUUGUUGUGGUGCUGCUGCUGCUGAUCUCUCUGGUGCCCACUGCGUGGCUCUAUCCUGCCAUGCUGCUUGCUGCUGCGUUGCUGGUGUUCCUGUUCCUACAUACAGCUGCCUCUGCCUCAGCCCCUGCCCCUGCCUUUGCCUCUGCCUCUUCCUUUGCCUCUCCCUCUGCCUCUGCCUCUUCCUUUGCCUCUCCCUCUUUCUCUGCCCCUGCCUAUCUAUCUAUCCCUGUCUAUGAUUCUAACACCGAACAACACCCAGGCCUAGUGUCCCUCGCAGUAUUAGAUGUUAUCAACUGCCCGCUCAUCUCCUCCCUCCCAGAAAACUUCUCCUUCCCUGCCCUUCACACCCUCACCCUGCAUUCCUUGGGCAACCUGGAAGACCACCUGGACUUUGCACCCAGGCAGCUGCCGAAGCUGCGGUAUUUGGAUCUGGAGGGUUUGGGUGGUGACGAGACUGACUCGAGCCUGCCUGGCUGCCCUGUGCGAGGUUCGGCAGGGCUGCUCUUGCAAGCACUGGGGUGCCAUUUGACAGCGUUCUCUGCAUGCCAAUACAGGCAGUAG
Messenger RNA from Closterium sp. Naga37s-1, 3777 nucleotides. The record is from the annotation of a GenBank genome assembly. NCBI's taxonomy places the organism in Eukaryota, Viridiplantae, Streptophyta, Zygnematophyceae, Desmidiales, Closteriaceae.